CGAAACCCUCGUCGCACACGCUCUCUGUUCCACGCUGCCUUAAAACUUCCAGGUUGCCGAGCCACUAGAAAAUCUGCAGCAGCCGGAAUUUGGCCCCUCCCCUUCCUUUUCCAGUCUUCUUCCCCCGGUUACCCCGUCGGCGGUGUCCAUCGCACAUCGCCGCGAUGCCGAUUCGGAGAAUCAGCAUCAAGGUGGCAAGGGACGAAGAUUUGCGCUCGUAUAUUGGGAGAGAUGGCCAGUAUUUUGAUCUCGUCGACUUCGACAAAGUUCGGGCUUUCAGUGUGCUGGUUGAUUUGCCCAUACGCCAUCUCAAGGAGAAUCUUAAGGAAGUAUUUGGCACCGAUGUUCAAUUUCAACGCCUUUGGUUGUUUUGUGGACGGCAAAAUGGGACAUGCCGUCCCUUCCGGGCAUUGUGUGAAGACAAGCAAUCUGUGGGAACAUUGCUGUUGGAAUCUUCUGAUGACGUGAAGCUGUUUUUGGAGGUGCUUAAUCCUUCCACCCCACGGAAUCUAUCCAGGGAAGAUCUACUGGUGUUUUUAAAGCUUUAUGACCCAGAAAAAACCCAGCUACGAUAUAUUGGAAUGCUGUUUGUCAAAGCUUCAUCGAGGCCUUCAGAGAUUCUCCCAAAAUUAAGAAAUCUGGCUGGUUUUCGUGCUGAUGAGGAAAUAAUGUUGUAUGAGGAAAUCCAAUUCAAACCACCUUUGCAAUGUGAAGCUAUAGACAUUUAUAAUACCUUUUCAGGCGGCCAGAUUGAACAUGGGGACAUCAUUUGCUACCAGAAAAGCCCAAGCUACUCAUUGAGCCAGCAUGCAUACCCUUCUGUUCUAACAUUCUUCGAGCAUGUUCAUUGUGUCAAGGAUGCACAUAAGAAGAUACACGCUCUAGAACAGAAGAUUGUUGUGUCAAAAUGCCAGUGUGACCUUCAAAUAGAAAAGGCAAAAAUGGAAUGUAACCAGUUGAAACAUGAACAAGACAACGUAGUGUGACAAGUGGAAGAAUUACAGGAUCAAAAUGCUCAGAUUAUUCUGGAGUUCUCCUUCGUGAAUCUACAACAAGCAACAGAGGAUUUCAAGGAUGUGUGCAAGGUUGGAGACACUGAAUACGGACGUGUAUACAAAGGCACUAUACACAAUACCACAGUAGCAAUCAAGAUGUGCAGAUCCAAGAGCCUAUUUCAACAAGAGGUUUAUGUUGUUCGUCAAGGGAGACAUCCAAACAUUGUCACCUUAAUUGGAAUAUGCGCUGAGGCUUCAGCUCUCGUGUAUGAGUGGUUACCGAUGGGAAACCUUGAAGACCACAUUGUUUGUUCUACUGACUCUCCACCUCUCUCAUGGCGCAUCCGUACUCAGAUCAUUGGUGAGGUUUGUUGUGCACUGCUUUUCCUUCAUUCACAUAAGCCCAGUGCUUUAGUCCAUGGCGAUCUCCGGCCUUGCAACAUCCUCAUCGAUGCCAACUACAGAAGCAAGCUCUGCAACUUUGGAACGUCUACCCUAUUUCUCCAACCUGGCACCUGUCCACCAAACCUAGCAACAAGGCUUCCAUACAUGGAUCCGGAGUUCCUCACCACUGGGGAGCUCACACCCCUUUCUGAUGUCUACUCACUGGGUGUUAUUAUUCUGCGUCUCUUGACUGGAAUGCCCCCCAUAGCUAUUGCAAAGAAAGUUUCGGAAGCAUUGGAGAGUGAUAGCCUGCACUUGCUCAUUGAUAAAUUUGCUGGGGACUGGCCUUACAUACAAGCCAAGCAGUUGGCACUCCUUGGUCUUAGCUGUGUGGAAAUGAGGAGGGACAAACGGCCUGAUCUCUUAACCAAAGUUUGGACAGUUAUUGAGCCACUGACAGAGAAGCUCCCUAUAGCCUCAUGGCGGUAUAUCCAAUCAGCUUCUAGAGGAAGUUACCCUCCUGCUCACUUCAUUUGUCCAAUACUCAAGGAGAUCAUGAAUGAUCCUCUAAUGGCAUCCGAUGGAUUCACCUAUGAAGCUGAAGCUAUAAGGCGCUGGCUUGAUGACGGGAAUUUGAGGUCUCCAAUGACAAACUUGGCCCUUCCGAAUUGCAAUCUCAUCCCUAAUCGUGCCCUCCGUUCCUCCAUUCAGGAGCACCUUCAGCAACAAAGGCAGUCAGAUUCCUGACCCUCGAUUCUCCAAAGUUCUUGCUAUAGAGUUUGCUCCGUAUCUUGUAUGUGAACAUUUUAGCUCUAGUUAAUCUUGUUAGGGGGCUUGGCAUUAUAUAUAGUAGUAUGACAGAAGAAAGUUAUCGAAGGGGUUAUUGUCACACAGAUGGUAUUAUCACAUGAUUUUUGUAACAAAUAUUGGUAUAUUUAAAGGUGUUUUCAUAAA
Brachypodium distachyon (stiff brome) is the source of this 2333-nucleotide messenger RNA. Its product is annotated as U-box domain-containing protein 57. Gene Ontology annotation, molecular function: ubiquitin-protein transferase activity; protein kinase activity; ATP binding. Gene Ontology annotation, biological process: protein phosphorylation; protein ubiquitination. The record is from RefSeq and is a predicted model, not a curated record. NCBI's taxonomy places the organism in Eukaryota, Viridiplantae, Streptophyta, Magnoliopsida, Poales, Poaceae. The transcript has 12 exons.